GCUGUUGCAGGUGGGCUUUAAAUCUGUUUAAAUCAGUUAUUUGUCAUCUUUUGAUUAUACUAUGCUCACUGAUAUGCCUUGCAGUUUCUAGAUGCCUGUACUCUACACUGAAUGGGUAUUCUUAUGGCUUAGAAAUGGGAAGCAAUGAACUGGCCAGGUCCUCAUUUGAUGGCGAGCUACCCACUAGGCCUUUAGGCCAAGGAACCUGGAUAGACUGCUAAAUCUCUAUCUGUGUGAUAGGAGACAUUGUUGCCUGCCCCACCCCAUCCAAGGGACUCAAGUCAACGUUUAAAUCGACUAAGACUAGUACUUUGGACUUUUGGAAUGUUACAACUUGGAAUGUUACGGCGUGUGCAGGAUUUUGGUUUUGACAAAGUUUGUCUGUAUAUAUUGUAAAUAGUCUUCGUAGUAUAAAUCACUUUCUGCACAAACUUACUGUCUCCAGUGUGUUAAAUACAACCCUGAUCCUCUCUGAGUCAAAUCUUUAGGUCUUCUGGUAAUUAGCCUUACUGUAAAUAAUUAUUUCCUUAUUCUAACAUAAAUUCAGUAUCAUAAAUGCUACAAUAUAUGGCGAGCUAGCCAGGAGGAUCAUUUGGUUGUGUUUAAUCACUUUUGGUCAGAUUAUUUGAUUCUGAUUACAAUGGAUGUGUUUUUGAAGUAUGGUAUUAAAAUACCAAAUUCCGUCUUGGUGGAAGGCAUAUCAGUCAGUCCCAGUAAUGAUGAGGUUUUUGAGUUUUUAAACCAGUAUGGUAAGAUCAAUAGAUCUGAAAUCAUUUCUGAACCUGAUUCUGAAUUCGAUGAGACACUUGUGGUUGAGUUUUGUUCUGGCACAGCUUUAGAAGCUUUGCGUCCAGUUUUACCACAUACCUUGUUAUCUAAAGAUCAAACUUCUUUUUGCAUUUUGGAUCUACCUACUGUCUGCACUGCGCAUGUUGCAAAAAACAAAACUAUGACAUAUCUGUCUGAAUUGCAGGAAGUAGCCAAAUUAACAGGGAUGGACUACAGUGAGGUACUGAAAGCAAUGAUGACACAGAUUGGUCUCUCUAUUGCUGCAAUCAAACCUGCUGCCCAGGUGAAAGAGCAACCCACAGACGCUGAGGUUCCUACGAUCCCACCAGUUCCUGUAGUAAGAAGCCCAUCAUUUGGCCCACCCCCAAUCACCAGUGGGUCAGUUCCACAAAUGCCAGUGCCCAGUCCUGCCAAUGAUUCGGGACAACCAUCGGGUCCUACUUCACAAUCCGCACCAAGACAAUCAACCAACAGCAUAGAUCUGCAUCCACCUGAGGUUCAGCAUUAUGUUGUGGAACACAUUGUUAAAAGUGAGGACAGUUCUAUACAUCAUCAGCGACUCAGAAUGUUUUCAGGACGUGUGCCCAGACCCAGCCAUGAAGCAGAUUUUGAAACAUGGAGGUCAGGAGUGGAGUUAUUAUUAAAAGAUCCAGCUGUGUCUGAUCUCCAGCGUUCAAGAAGAAUACUGGACAGUCUUUUGCCUCCAGCUGCUGAUAUAAUCAAGCACCUCAGUCCUGACACACUGCCUACUGUAUAUUUGGAGACACUUGACUCUGCAUAUGCAACAGUGCAGGAUGAAACACCCAGUCAUCCAAACCAGGCUACUGCUUCAGGUGUGGGGAAGAUGGUCACAUAA
This is a messenger RNA of Fundulus heteroclitus (mummichog), 1645 nucleotides long. RefSeq lists its product as uncharacterized. The coding region runs from base 641 to 1645 and encodes 334 amino acids. The record is from RefSeq and is a predicted model, not a curated record. The transcript is spliced from 3 exons. NCBI's taxonomy places the organism in Eukaryota, Metazoa, Chordata, Actinopteri, Cyprinodontiformes, Fundulidae.